GCUGGGUUCAUACGGAAGAAGAGCUGAGUGGCUUUGCGAGGUCCUGUCCACUGUCCACCCGAUCAUAGGAAGGCAAUUUAGCCAAUGGAAUAUGGAGUGUAUCCCAGCAACUAUUGAUGAUUUUGAGGGAAAAAGGGACCAAGUUGUGGAAGACCCAGAGCACAAUGUGUACACCAGGUUUAUGAAGUCGCACCGCUGUUAUGACCUCGUACCUACCAGCUCCAAAUUAGUUGUUUUUGAUACUUCACUUCAGGUGAAGAAGGCGUUCUUUGCUCUUGUUUCCAAUGGAGUCCGAGCAGCACCACUGUGGGACAGUAAGAAGCAGUGCUUUGUUGGAAUGCUCACCAUCACAGACUUCAUUAACAUUCUUCAUCGAUAUUACAAGUCCCCACUGGUUCAGAUAUAUGAAUUGGAGGAGCACAAAAUUGAAACAUGGAGAGAAGUAUACCUCCAAGACUCUUUCAAGCCCCUGGUUAGCAUAUCUCCUAAUGCGAGUUUGUAUGACGCAGUAUCAUCGCUGUUGAAGAACAAGAUCCACAGAUUACCUGUAAUUGACCCCCUUACAGGGAACACACUGUACAUUCUCACACACAAGAGGAUUCUGAAGUUCUUGAAGCUUUUUAUAUCGGAGAUGCCAAGACCUUCAUUCUUGAGUCAAACUUUAGAGGAACUGAACAUCGGGACAUUCCAAAACAUAGCAGUGGUCCGCACAGACACCCCGCUGUACACAGCUCUGGGUAUUUUUGUUGAGCAGCGAGUGUCUGCGCUCCCUGUUCUGGACGACAAAGGUCGAGUGGUGGACAUAUACUCAAAAUUUGAUGUUAUAAAUCUGGCAGCAGAGAAGACGUACAACAACCUGGACAUUACAGUGACCAAAGCCCUGCAGCACCGCUCUCAGUAUUUUGAGGGAGUGUUGACCUGCAACAGGCACGACACCCUGGAGGCCAUUAUCAACAGGCUGGUGGAAGCUGAGGUGCACAGACUGGUGGUGGUGGACGAGCAGGAGGUGGUGAGGGGAAUCGUCUCCCUCUCUGACAUCCUGCAGGCAUUAGUGCUGACCGACAGAGAAGAGUUGAGUAAGGCCAGUUACCCACCUGUCACACUACUGCCUCAGAUUUUUUAUGCCAGCACAUGCACAACUUGAGGGGAAUAGCUGAAAAUGAGACCAGCGCAGAGGCAGAAAGCAUAAACACGUAAAAAGGGAAUUAUCAAAGCAAAUAACAUAUUUUUCCAUGUCCUGUAGCACCCACAAAUGACUCCUCACGUUCUGAUAACAUAUGAAGUUUAGGAAAACAGCAGUUUGCAGGCGUACUAACACAAGACCCACAGAGCCUUUUCUAAAUUGAGCCAAAUCCAAGUGAGCAUUUGUCGAACAGAGAUUUUGAAAAGAAAGUAAGCAAGAAAACCUCUGAGGAGUUGUGGGCAUCCUCCUCUGUGGCUGCUGUGUUUAUCUGAAUGACUGGACAGCAGACAUGUUCUUAGUAAAAUCCCGAUUGAUUUCCUUCUAAAGGAAAACUAAUUCCCAUGUUUUCAAUUGUGUAUCCAAUGUUCAUUUAAAGCCUGAAAGUAUAAUAAGCCUGCCAGAGGUUCAUGAAAUUCUAUUUACAUUUUUUCAGAGACUUUCAGAGUGUUUUCAGUUUUAAAUUAUUCUUUAUUUAGUCAACUUGAUUAUUCAUAUGCAGUUGGAGGACUUAGCUAUAAUUUUAACUAUUCUCUUCCUUUUUGCAUAUUUGACAUAUUAUUACCGAAGUAUGCAUCAGUUAUGUAGACCAAACACUAUACUUUGAACUACUCCAGAGUCAGUCUCUGGUCUCAUUCUAAAUGAGCGGAAUAAGUGUAUUUUUGAAGGCUGUAGCUUCCAAAGCUGUGGAUCCAAAGACAGCCAAAUGAAGUUUUUAUCACCCAAACCUUUCAGUCUGUUGUGUAGCCUGAUAGCAAACGCAGUAACAUCAGUGAUGGAUCUGCUGUUACAAACCAGCACGAUCAUCAGUUUUAGUGCCCAGCAAUGGGUGUGUUGUCAUGUGUAAUGGAUUGUAUAUUUUUCAUUGGAAAUCUUUUGUUUUUCCUGUUUGAGACCGAUAUUUUGAGUUUUGACAGCCAUUUGUCAAAGGGAUAUGCUGAUUGCUUCAGUCCUGCAAAAUGGAAUUGAUUUUGGAGAACUGGUCCAUCACUAUUGUAAGUUCAAAUUUUCAAGUUAUGUGAUCAGUGCUUAUGAAAUGUUUUUUUUCUAGUUGCCAUCAGUGAUGACUGAUUACGUUUAUUAUUAACAUUUGUCCGGUCAUUGUUUUAAGGGGACGUGAUCACUAUAAACCACUUAAAAACAGCACUUCCUUUGUGUUUUCUUAGCUUGGUAAGUGAGGAACAUUUAAAGUUUUGGAAUAUGGGAGACUGACUGUAUGCAACUGUAUGUAAGUGCAUCAUUUUUGUACUAAUCUGUAUUGUAAUAAUUUAAACGAUGAGCAAUAAAAGUUCUUGAAGAGUGUCACAUCA
Menidia menidia (Atlantic silverside) is the source of this 2490-nucleotide messenger RNA. NCBI's taxonomy places the organism in Eukaryota, Metazoa, Chordata, Actinopteri, Atheriniformes, Atherinopsidae. The record is from the annotation of a GenBank genome assembly.